Labeo rohita (rohu) is the source of this 2338-nucleotide messenger RNA. RefSeq names its product tescalcin a (gene tesca). NCBI's taxonomy places the organism in Eukaryota, Metazoa, Chordata, Actinopteri, Cypriniformes, Cyprinidae. Gene Ontology annotation, molecular function: calcium ion binding. Bases 67 to 720 code for a protein of 217 amino acids. The record is from RefSeq and is a predicted model, not a curated record. The transcript has 8 exons.
GGCACAUUGUGAAAGUUCUGAUUAUUCUUGAUACGACUUUCUUUCUGGUCUCUUCCGGACUUAAACAUGGGAGCUUCUCAGUCUGGACGAGAGCAUAAGUUCCAAGAUCUGGCUGAUAAAACUGGCUUUUCCAUAGAGCAGAUCAAAAACCUCCAUAGCAGAUUUAAGUACCUGACUCAAGAUGAAGACACAUUAAGACGUGAACACCUUGAGAAUGUUAGCAAUUUGUCCAUCAAUCCAAUUCGAAGACAGAUCAUUGAGGCCUUCUUUGAUGAAAGGAAUUUGGGUGGAAAUGAGAAGGGCUGUCUGCAGGAGAUUGGGUUUGAGGAAUUCGUUACUGUCCUGGCCUUCUUCAGACCGCCCAAACCACGCAUUCCUGACGAGGAUGUGAAAAUCAUCAGGAAGGAGAAACUACGCUUUCUAUUCAACAUGCAUGACACUGACAAUGAUGGCGUCAUCACACUGGAAGAAUACAGACGUGUGGUGGAGGAGCUGCUGUCCAGCUAUGAAACCAUAGGAGCAGAAACCGCUAAAGCUAUUUCAGAUGGCGCAAUGCUGGAGGUGGCCAGUGUCACAGUGGGUCAGAUGGCCCCUGAUGAAUUUUAUGAGGGAAUCACCUUUGAACAGUUCAUGCAGAUAUUGCAGAAUUUAGAAAUCGAGACCAAGAUGAAUAUUCACUUUUGGAACUUGGACAAAACAACAAUGAAAUGUGGGAAAUGAGUGUCACUUCACCUUCACAGCAGCACUUUUAUUUUUAGCUCUAAACAUGUCCAUUUUUUUAUUGAGUUUAAGUUCUCUUAAAUAUCUUCAAUGCUCAAGAUAUGGACGUGACUACAAGAGAACAUGACUACAUUUCAGCAUCCAAACCAAACAUGCCAAGUAUUUAUAUAUGUUCGAAAGACAUUUAUGAGCCCCACGAGGCCUGGCUAUUUUUGUGGCUUCUCAGCAUAUGUUGACAUAUGCUCAACUCAAGGCAUUUAGAUUCAUACGUACUUUCAGAUGCAAUGCAUACUGGACUUUUAACAGGGGAAUUGAGCCGUGCGAUUGUAAAUUUCCCUUCUGAUCAAAGUGCUCAUUUCAUAAUGGCGGAGGUUUUUCACAAAAUCAACAUUUACCACUCCACACCCUAAGUUAAUGAAUACACAAAUCUUAUUCACUUUAAAAACAGCAGGGAGUGAUUGUUUUGUUGCCCUUGUGCGUUUGCCCUCUUAUUACAAUAAUAUUUAAUCCAUCUGGCUUCCUUCCACCAAAGUUAUAUAUUAAUAUUUAUUACAGGGUGUGUAUUGUUUUUACAGCGACAACAUUUACUGUAGGAUAGUAAAGUAUGAUAAUUUUGUAUAUUAUUGUCAGUUGAAACGCUCACCUUGACCGUUAACCCUUUCUUUAUAUUGAAGAGAAUAAAAUACUAAUAGUUUUAAAAUAAGCCUUUUUCAUAUUUGUGCAUUUUUGAAGAUGAAGUCAUGAAUCUAUGCAAGGUUAUAAAAUGCUUCCCAUACCAUAUUAAGUCAAAGGUUGUUGGUUCAGAUGAACUGGUAUUUUGGUGCAAAUUCAUCUUUUUUCUUUCUUGGUUGAUGCCAAAUUAGGUAAAUGCAAUGUAAUCAUGCUUGAAAAACAAAACUACACAUGAGGAAAGGAACAAGACCAGAUUAAAUAUAGAUUCACUUGCACAAAAACAUGGUAUGUGUCGACUACGAAAAGGUUUUUUUUUGUUUUUUUUUUUAGAAAUGACUUUUAUUCAGCAAGAAAGAAUUAAAUUGAUUAAAAAAAGUACUACUAACACUACUACUAAUUAUUAAUAUUAAUACUUUAUAGCUAUAUUGACCACAAAACUGUGCAAAAAAGCACAGCAAACCUGGAAUGUUUUUAAAUCACAUUUUAAAUAUAUUAAUAUCCAUUAUUAAUAUUAUAAAUUAAUAUUAUUAAUAUUAUCCAUUUAUAUCUACUAAAACUACAAAUGCAUAAAAACUACACAGACAUAUUUAAAAAUUAGGGCUGUCAAACGAUUAAUUGCAUACAAAAUAAAUGUUUGAGUUUGCCUAAUAUAUGUGUGUGUGCUGUGUGUAAUUAUUAUGUAUAUAUAAAUAUACACAAAUAAAUGUAUAUUUUUAAGAGAAAUAUGUUAUUUAUGCUUAUGUACAAUUUUUUUAUUCAUAUAUAAUAAAAACAAUUAUAUACAAAUUAUAAUACGUAUACUUGUAAAUAUUUCUUCAAUAUAUACAUGAAUUUGUUUGUAUUUAUAUAUACAUAAUAAUUACACACAGUACACGCACAUAUAUUUGGCAAACUUAAAACUAUUUUGUAUGCGAUUAAUCGCGAUUAAUCAUUUGGCAGCCCUAUU